Messenger RNA from Pipistrellus kuhlii (Kuhl's pipistrelle), 410 nucleotides. Its product is annotated as cysteine-rich protein 1. Lineage: Eukaryota; Metazoa; Chordata; Mammalia; Chiroptera; Vespertilionidae. The coding region runs from base 55 to 288 and encodes 77 amino acids. The transcript is spliced from 6 exons. Gene Ontology annotation, molecular function: zinc ion binding. Gene Ontology annotation, biological process: regulation of gene expression; intrinsic apoptotic signaling pathway in response to DNA damage. The record is from RefSeq and is a predicted model, not a curated record.
CCGCCGCCGGCGCCACACGGCCCGCCCGCCCGCCCGCCCGCGCCCGCCGCCGCCAUGCCCAAGUGCCCCAAGUGCCAGAAGGAGGUGUACUUCGCGGAGCGGGUGACCUCGCUGGGGAAGGACUGGCACCGGCCCUGCCUCAAGUGUGAGAAGUGUGGGAAGACCCUGACCUCGGGGAGCCAUGCCGAGCACGAAGGCAAGCCCUACUGCAACCAUCCCUGCUACGCCGCCAUGUUCGGACCCAAAGGCUUUGGCAGAGGAGGCGCUGAGAGCCACACCUUCAAGUAGACCCAGGCCCUGGAGGCCCCGCCCCCGGACCUGACCUGCUGCCCGUCCAGGCUGAUGCCCGGCUGUAACUCCGGGAGCCCUCCGCAGACCCCGUGCCCUCAAUAAACCAGCUGGGAAGGCUG